Messenger RNA from Doryrhamphus excisus (bluestripe pipefish), 1399 nucleotides. Its product is annotated as isocitrate dehydrogenase [NAD] subunit gamma, mitochondrial-like. Gene Ontology annotation, molecular function: oxidoreductase activity, acting on the CH-OH group of donors, NAD or NADP as acceptor; NAD binding; magnesium ion binding. NCBI's taxonomy places the organism in Eukaryota, Metazoa, Chordata, Actinopteri, Syngnathiformes, Syngnathidae. The record is from RefSeq and is a predicted model, not a curated record. Gene Ontology annotation, cellular component: mitochondrion. Gene Ontology annotation, biological process: isocitrate metabolic process; tricarboxylic acid cycle.
CCCCGUGUUGCGCUCCAAACACACACGCACGCCCACACGCAUCCCAUCCACCUGAGCUCAGAGAGAACAUGACGGUCCUGUUAACGAGAACACUGUUCACGGCGCUGAAGGGUCGGUUUGGCAACCGUUUGUCCAGGGUGUGUGGAUCAGCUCUAUACCACCGGAGACUCAACUCCACUUACCCUACACGCCAGAUGAUUCCCCCACCUGCACGAUACGGAGGCAGGCACACUGUGACAUUGAUUCCUGGGGACGGCAUCGGGCCAGAGUUGGCUAACCACGUGCAGGAGGUUUUUCGGUUCUGUUGUGUUCCGGUGGACUUUGAAGUUGUUCAUGUGGACUCGUCUAUGGCCUCGGAGGAUGACAUCAACAACGCCAUAAUGGCAAUCAGGCGCAAUGGAGUGGCGCUAAAAGGUAAUCUUGAGACCAACCACAACUUACCACCUUCCUACAUAUCCAGAAACAACCUGCUCCGAACCACUUUAGAUCUAUAUGCCAAUGUGAUGCACUGUCAAACUCUGACGGGGGUGCCAACACGACAUCACAACGUGGACAUACUCAUCAUCAGGGAGAACACGGAAGGAGAGUACAGCAGCCUAGAGCAUGAGAAUGUCCCCGGAGUGGUAGAAUGUCUCAAGAUCAUCACCAGGAGCAAAUCUUUGCGCAUUGCCGACUACGCCUUCAGAACGGCUCGUGAGAAAGGGCGGAGACGAGUGACAGCUGUGCACAAAGCCAACAUCAUGAAGUUGGGUGAUGGCCUCUUCCUGGAGUGCUGUCAGGAGGUGGCCGGCGGAUACCCUGAAAUAACAUUUGACAGCAUGAUUGUGGACAACACUACCAUGCAGCUUGUUUCCAGGCCCCAGCAAUUCGAUGUCAUGGUCAUGCCCAAUCUGUAUGGGAACGUGGUGAGCAACAUAUGCGCCGGACUGGUCGGCGGACCAGGUCUCGUGCCUGGAGCCAACUAUGGCGAGGACUAUGCCGUGUUUGAGUCGGGCACCAGGAACACUGGGAAGAGCAUCGCCCAUUGCAACAUAGCCAACCCAACGGCCAUGCUGCUGGCCUCUUGUUUGCUGCUGGAUCACCUGGAGCUCCACUCAUAUGCCAGCAUGAUCCGCAGAGCCAUCCUCUCCACCUUGACUGAGAUUCGGCUUCACACGAAGGACCUGGGAGGCCAAGGCUCCACCUCUGAAGUGGUCCAGUUCAUCAUGAAUACCAUUCAGAGCUCUGGACCGCUCACAGUGAGCAUGUAGAACACGGCCAAAGAUAAAAACAUCCUCUGCUCCCCCCCCUUACUGUUUUUGUGUGUCCAGCCGAGUCCUUCGUGUAACUUCAACGGUUCAAACUUCAAAAGUUGGCCAUAAAUUUGGGCACCUUUGUUUUUUUUAUUGAUUUGAAUACC